UUUUUUUUUACCAAUCAGUUUAUGUAUGCGUAAUUUCAGUCCGUCGUGGUUUUCUGAGAUUUCUAAGCAGCGGUAGACUACAAACAAUCCGACUGUUGGUCGUGUGUGGAUGUGUUUCGCUGCUGCGCAGUACAACACGCAGCAUUGAUCCGCCUGAGCCAAUGUUGUGGAUGCACGCACUGGCAUCGAAGGAUCGCUACUCUGAAAUCCGAUGAAGGAGAAUACUCCGCCUGUGGCCCUUCAUCGGCAUCUCACGGCCACUGGGCUUGCAAUAAACAUUCCAAAGCUGCCUUUGACACCAAAGAAUCAUCAUUGCAUUUUUUAAGAACGCUGACGUGAUUGACCAGAGGAGACCAAAACCAACCAUUACGCAUUCCGAUUUUUUAAUGCCCGCUUGAGGGCUACCUGCAACUGUCAUCCUCUAUUUCUGCUGUCAAUAGCUUUCAACCAGCAUCUCUUUUGACCAUCGGUUGCCCAGACCGAGACUCAAGAAUGCACCUCAAUGCAGUGUUGCUGGCGGUGGUCCUUUUUGGAAACUUAAUGCUGCAGUACGCCUCAGCUCAAAACGCUGGGUUUGUGAAGUCGCCCAUGUCUGAAACUAAGCUGACAGGGGACGUGUUUGAGCUGUACUGCGACGUGGUGGGCAACCCCACGCCGGAGAUCCAGUGGUGGUACGCCGAGAUCAACCGCGCCGACUCCUUCAAACAGCUGUGGGGCGGCGCGCGCAAGAAACGCGUCACCAUCAACACGGCCUACGGGGCCAACGGCGUGAGCGUGCUCGGCAUCAACCUGCUGAAGAUGGAGGACUCCGGGACCUACGAGUGCCGGGCCAGCAACGACCCGCGGCGCAACGAACCCCGACAAAACCCGGCCAUGACCUGGAUCCGGGCCCAGGCCACCAUAACCGUCCUGCAGAAGCCCAAGAUCAAUGCCUCUGACCAGGUGGUCCUGCCCACGCCACCCCCGUCUCAGCACGGGAUGCCACCCCCCCCUCUGCCGCCAGUCAUCCUGUAUUGCAACCUGACCACGGCCCACCAGGCCCAACAUGCCCAACGCCAGAGCUUCUGGAUGAAGAACGGAGUGGAGAUCGAUUACACAAGGAAGGAAACGAUCUACACAGAACAUAAAUUGAACAAGCCACGAGCAGAGGAUGCUGGAGAGUAUAUGUGCGUCUACACCUUUGACAUGGCUCCUAACGCAAAUGCCACCAUUGAAGUAAAAGCUGCCCCAGAGGUCACUGGACACAAGCGCAGUGAGAACAAGAACGAGGGGGAGAACGCCAUGCUCUACUGCAAGUCUGUGGGCUACCCUUACCCCGUGUGGAUCUGGAGGAAAAAAGUCGCCGAGACCUGGGUGGACCUUGACAACUCGUCCGGCCGCUUCUUCGUCACAUCCCGAGACAGCUACACAGAGCUCAACGUCAUCAACCUGGACAUCAGCACAGACGCAGGACAGUACCAGUGCAACGCGACCAACAACAUCGGCCACAAGUCCUCCACAUCCAUACUGCGAGUGCGCAGCCACCUUGCGCCGCUCUGGCCCUUCCUGGGUGUGCUUGCCGAGAUCCUCAUCCUGGUCGUCAUCAUCGUCGUCUACGAGAAACGCAAGAAGCCCGACGAGGUGCAAGAUGAUGAUGAGCCAGUUGGACCAAUGAAAAAUUCGACAAAUAACCACAAAGACAAAAAGGUCCGACAACGGAACACCAACUGAGCUGACAGAUCAAGCCAGAGAUGACGGACUGCAUAUCGUGACCAUAUGAAGGUAUCUGGGAGGAGGUCCUGGUGGUUUUUAAUGAAGCACAUCUUCUCGUUCUGAGAAAACAAACUAAUAGCGACAACAACGACCAAGGCAACAACUACGACAAAAGCGACAACGACAACAAAAGCAACAACGAUGACAAAAGCAAAAACAACAACAAAAAUCAAGAAAAAAAGAGAAGAGAGAGAAUGAAGCAUAUCUUCUCGUUCUGAGAAAACAAACUAAUAGCGACGACGACGACAAAGGCAACAACUACGACAAAAGCGACAACGACAACAAAAGCAACAACGAUGACAAACGCAACAACAACAAAAAUCAAGAAAAAAAAAGAGAAGAGAGAGAAAACAGAAACAGCACAACACUGGCAGAAGAGAACUCAAUGACUGUCUUAAGCAUGCCUUAUUCAGUCUUAUGUGAACAGAUGCGUGGACCCAGGUGACUCAAAUCCUUUUGGAAAAGGUGUACACAUUGUUUUUCUGUUCUCUCUUUCUCCCGUGUGCUAGGUGUUGCUCGUGAUUAUUUUUUAUCAUUUCAUCAGACUUGACGGUGAUCCUUAUUUUUUUGUUUCUUUUUCUCGUUUUCAUAUCUACAUAUCGUCUCAAAUGCAUGCAAUAUCAGAGAGGUGUUCAGAGUUCACAUAUUUUUUAAUUUCCAUGUUUUAUUCUCUGUGUGUUUUGCAUCCAAGUAAAAGGAUUAUGCUUUUCUAAUGAAAUCUUCCAAAUGCAGAAAAAAAAGAAAAAAACUAAUAAUAUAGAGAUUAUAUGUGCAGUUUAUCUUUGAAUGAUAUAUGAGAUAUAUGAAAAAAUAUUAUAUAAUAUGGAUGUGUAUGAGUGUAAAGAGAUCAUUUUAAUCAGUUGGAAUGCAAAGGCCCGGCAGGAGUGUUCAGAACAGUAUUUAACCAUGUAUGUGAUAGAGAAAACGCCGGUUAAAUGUUACAUAAUUUUUUUCUCUUGAGUAGAUGUCGUAUACAUGUUGCGCUGUAAGUGUUCCAAUAUUAUAUAGCAUAUCUGUAAAAACUAAAGCAAAUAUCAUUUUAUAUUUCUCAAUGUAAUCCAUCUGAUCCAUUUUUAUUUUUAGUCAAUGAAGAAUUCUUGUAAAGCAUGGCCAUAAUCCUAUGCAAUAUGUAUUCGAGAUAGAUCUACUGACAAUAAGAUGGAUUAUUGGGGAGU
Messenger RNA from Sardina pilchardus (European sardine), 2927 nucleotides. RefSeq names its product neuroplastin-like. Gene Ontology annotation, molecular function: cell-cell adhesion mediator activity. The coding region runs from base 493 to 1710 and encodes 405 amino acids. The transcript is spliced from 9 exons. Gene Ontology annotation, biological process: axon guidance; homophilic cell-cell adhesion; dendrite self-avoidance. The record is from RefSeq and is a predicted model, not a curated record. Gene Ontology annotation, cellular component: plasma membrane; axon. Lineage: Eukaryota; Metazoa; Chordata; Actinopteri; Clupeiformes; Clupeidae.